This is a messenger RNA of Diprion similis, 1022 nucleotides long. RefSeq names its product glyoxalase domain-containing protein 4. The transcript has 6 exons. The record is from RefSeq and is a predicted model, not a curated record. NCBI's taxonomy places the organism in Eukaryota, Metazoa, Arthropoda, Insecta, Hymenoptera, Diprionidae. Bases 144 to 1010 code for a protein of 288 amino acids.
CAAGAAAAAGCGCUCACACGUCAUACGGACGAGCCGGUAUUUCCCCACUGCGUCAACCUCGCGGAAGAAAAGCGAUAGCACGAAGAAAAUAUAUUACAAAAUAUAAACUCGAUAUCGUUAAAUUGACUGUUUUAUCAUCAAUAAUGGCAAACGCUCGCGCCCUUCAUUUCGUGUUCAAAAUUGGUGAACGUAAACUGACGGCAAAAUUCUACCGCGAAAUACUAGGAAUGAAGGUUCUGAGACACGAGGAAUUCUCGGACGGUUGCGAAGCUGCUUGCAACGGACCCUACGCCAAUCGCUGGAGCAAAACUAUGGUUGGCUACGGGCCUGAGGACAAUCACUUUGUCGUCGAGCUGACUUACAACUAUGGUAUCGAUUCUUACGAAAGAGGCAAUGACUUUAAAGGGAUAACGAUUCGAUCCAAGGAAACGAUUGAAAGAGCGAGAUCUUCAGGAUGGCCGGUGGGACAAGAGGACGGAAAAUUCGUACUUGAAGCUCCCGGUGGUUACAAGUACUACGUCAUUGACGAACCGCAGCCUGCUGAUAGAGAUCCGGUCGAGAAAGUCACCCUGUCCAGUUCCAAUCUUGAACGUACGAUUGCGUAUUGGAAGAAUAUUCUCCGCUUGAAGGUCUACAAGCAAGAUGAUCGCAAAGUUCUAUUAGGAUUUGGGGACAAUCAAGCCAAGCUUGAGUUUGAGGAUAUUGGAACUGAGGUGCUACACGCAAAGGGCUAUGGACGGAUUGCAUUUUCAAUUCCAUACGAAAACCUACUGCUCCUUAAUCAGACUAUAAAAGAAGCAAACCAAAAGAUUCUCACCGAACUCGUCAAACUUGAUACACCAGGAAAAGCUAGCGUUACUGUCGUCAUUCUUGCCGAUCCGGAUGGCCACGAGAUUUGCUUCGUUGAUGACGAAGGCUUCAGGCAGCUCUCCGUGCCUGAUUAUCCUAGCGAAGCUAUCCUGGAUAGAUUUAUUGCCAAGGAAGACAAAACCGCUGGCCUGACUGCGUAGAUACGAAUUGCU